AUGAAACUGAGUCUCAUUUCCGACGGCGACAUCCCCGACAGCCAGGAUGAUCAAGGCUCCGGUGGAAGAGCGGAUGGGCGACAGGUCCUAGAGAGAGGAGGAGGAGGAGGCAAGAGGAGAAGACGGGUUUUCUUGGAGGAGGAAGACGAGGACGAGAAUGCGAUGAAAGUUGAUGAAGAAGCCGUGAUACUUUCCUGCGCGCGUGGAGGCCCUGCGGGCGUCUCGACGGCCAAAAUUGAUGGAUGCAUCGAUAAACAGGAUGGACAAGGCAGCAGCAAGCAAAGAAAGAAGAGCUGCAGCACGGUUAUGAAGCUACAAUUUAGAGAAAUCGGAUUGCACUGCUCUUUGAGGACAUGCGGCAUCAGCAGAUUCGUACCCACACCUUCAACAUUCUCACAUGAGGUCUUCUCCAAGAUAAAGAACAAUAAGCCAGAUAGUGUGGACUUUGAUGCACCAAAUGCAAGAGCAUUGAUACAACAACGCAGCACCUACCGAGUUUUUGACUUAAAGGAUUAUUCUCUGCUGUAUCAAAUACCUGAUGUGAAUGUCCAUCAAGUUGUUUUUAGGCCAUCAUUGUUCCUUAUAAAGCUGGAGCAGACACAUAAUGUCUAUCCUUUCAGGAUAUUUUGUGCUCAGAACUUUGAAGAAACACACUCGUUUGUGCUUGUUGCUAGCUCGAAACGACCUGAUAUUCAACCUCUACAUGACAAGAUGAUAAUAAAGCAGAAUUUUGCGAAUGAGAAUGGAAACCUCCAGAUACUUGAUUUGCGUAGUUCAAAGAUCACCGAGGUACCUAUUGGGAUAUAUGAGUUCCAUGCACUGCAUGGUAGAAACCUAUUCUUGUCUUUCCAGAAUAACUCAACAGAACUGAGAGAUCUUCAAGGAGAUAUAGUGAGAAAUUUUGAGGAUCAUGUACUAGAUGAACUGAAUUGCGUGGAUGAUAAGUUGUUCAUAACAAAAGAUGAGGAUGUUAUUAUUUCUGGAUGCAAGUCAGAAGGUAUCGGAGCGGUGCAUAUAAGCUCCAUAGAAAGUGGAAAAUGCAUUACAGACAUCAAUACCAAGGUUAUUGUUUCUGCAUUGUCAUAUAAUCCUGAGUUGAAUGAGAUUUACAUUGGGACGGCAAAGGGGAAGGUGCAAGUAUGGAGUGCCUGAUUCUACACGUUUUUAACCAUGUCAAUGGCACUGGCAGAUCUUGACAUUCUACCACAUCAGAUACUGCAGAAGUUGAAAAGCCCCAAUAAAGAUAGCUGAUCUUGAUUGAAAACUUUCUGAAUUUCCACGAUCGUAUCCAUGUAAAACUUCAAAAAAUGAAAUGGAUGGCGCUUAUUGAGUUGUAGUCCUGAUUGAAAACUUUCUGAAUUUCUCCACGAUCGUAUCCAUGUAAAACUUCAAACAAUGAAAUGGAUGGCGCUUAUUGAGUUGUAGUCGUCCGGUAGCGUUGUUUCUGCUUUGUUCAUUCAUCAAUAUUGGGAUGUUCAGAUUUUUGAGGCAGUUUACCUCAUCA
Oryza sativa Japonica Group (Japanese rice) is the source of this 1504-nucleotide messenger RNA. Lineage: Eukaryota; Viridiplantae; Streptophyta; Magnoliopsida; Poales; Poaceae. The record is from RefSeq and is a predicted model, not a curated record.